CUAAUUUCCCAUGGCAUCAGGAGAGAUUUCCACUUGGAGGCACAUCUGUCAUUUGCUGGCAAGUUGACAUGCAAGAGGCUUUUUAUUGGGAUUUACCAACACACAACCCAGGUGACUUUGGCCAUUUUUUCCCUAAUGGACGGCGUUGCAUUCACUCUUUAGUGGAAAAAUACAAUUUAGAUUCUUCCAAGAUCUCACGUUAACAGUGCCAAGAAGAUGCAGAAGCACGUGGAGGUCAGGAUAGACGAGGGCCACUUGGAGCCCACAGUGGACGCGACCGACAGCAUAUGCAGCACUCUCUGUGAUAAGGUCAUGAAGAACAUGGUUCUCACGCUCACAAUUCUUGGGGUGUUUCUCGGUUCCAUUGCUGGAAUGUUGCUGCGGCACAUAUCGCCUCUCCCUCCUGAUGUUAUUUUGAUCAUAAGCUUCCCGGGGGAGAUCCUAAUGAGGAUGCUGAAGAUGCUUAUUUUGCCUCUUGUUGUUUCGAGUCUUGUCACAGGACUGGCCGGCUUGGACGCUAAAUCUAGUGGCCGUUUAGGCACCAGAGCCAUGGUGUACUACAUGACAACAACAGUGAUUGCAGCUGUCUUGGGGGUGAUCCUCGUGCUGCUCAUCCAUCCCGGGAACCCCAAGCUGAAGGCCAAUCUGGGCCAGGGAAAGAAGAACGACGAUGUUUCCAGUAUGGACGCUUUAUUCGAUCUCAUCCGGAACCUGUUCCCAGAAAACUUAGUGCAAGCCUGCUUCCAACAGAUACAAACUGUGACCAGCAAAAUACCCGUGCCCACCAACAGAACCAAAGCACCCCCGCAGUUCACAAUCAAGAGGUCCCUCCAGUUCAAGAGUGGGAUGAAUGUUCUUGGUUUAAUUGGAUUCUUUGUUGCUUUCGGAGUCAUCAUGGGGAAAAUGGGGGAAAAAGCCAAGUUGAUGCUGGAGUUCUUCAACGUCCUGAAUGAGAUCGUCAUGAAGAUUGUCGGUGCAAUUAUGUGGUACUCGCCUUUUGGUAUUGCAUGCCUAAUCUGCGGGAAGAUCAUCUCCAUUGCCGACCUCGAAAUGGUCGCCCGGCAGCUGGGGAUGUACAUGGUCACCGUGAUCGUGGGCCUCAUCAUCCACGGAGGCAUCUUCCUCCCACUGAUAUAUUUUGUGAUAGUCAGACAAAACCCUUUCAAGUUCUUCAUGGGAAUAUUCCAGGCCUGGGUGACGGCGCUUGGAACGGCAUCCAGCGCCGGAACCUUGCCGGUCACGUUCCGAUGUCUGGAGGAGAACCUGAAAAUCGACAAGAGAGUAACGCGUUUCGUCCUCCCCGUGGGCGCCACCAUCAACAUGGACGGCACCGCGCUUUAUGAGGCCGUGGCUGCCAUUUUCAUCGCUCAGAUGAACGGAAUCGAACUCGACUGGGGCCAAAUCGUCACAGUCAGUAUGACGGCUACCCUGGCCAGUGUGGGAGCAGCCAGUAUUCCGAGCGCUGGACUGGUCACCAUGCUGCUCAUCCUCACAGCAGUGGGUCUGCCCACUCAGGACAUCAGCCUCCUCGUGGCUGUCGAUUGGCUCCUGGAUCGAUUCCGUACUUCAGUCAACGUGGUCGGCGACUCGUACGGCGCCGGUAUCGUGUACCAUCUUUCCAAAGACGAGCUGGACUCUUUCGACGCCCAGCAAACCAGGCUGGACGACUUUGAGAUGGCUAAAACGAAAUCCUUCUUUGAAAAUAACGCCAACCAGAACGUUUACGCUCACCACAACUCAAUCUUGAUAGACGACUGCAAGGUCACCAUGGGCAAAAAUGGCAAGACUUCAGGGUUCUCUCUUGUCGAAGAGGAACCGUGGAAAUGCGAGUAAAGCAGACCCAGAUGCUGCUGCGCCUUACCCUGAGUUCCACAAGCGUUUUCCUUUUGAUGACAAAACCAUACAAUUACCAGUGACAAUAUGAGACCACCAUCAUGUAGAUUGUGCUUUUUGCAUGGAAUUUCAACGAACUGGUGCAUUUUCGGCACCGACAAAAAGAAGGUUGAGAAGACUCAGGGCCUUACUCGGUGCAAGCUUCCUGUUUUGUCAACUGCAGAAUUCUUCAACCUUUUGUAACAUCUCACGACACUUUUGUAUUCAAACUCUUUGUGCUGCGUUAAUAGCGGAGAUACUAUUUCAUGGACAAUGGCUGUGCCAGUUUCUUAAGAAGACCAAACCAUUUUACAGACAAUAUGAAAGUUGUGCAAAAUUAUCUGGCUUUAGAAUUUUUGAUGCUUUGAAUGUGUAUUUUCUUUUUUCAGUUUGGGGUAAUUGCUACGAAAAAUGUUUUAGAAUUGUUGACUGUAGGUUUAAAAUGAAAACACGGUCCAUAGGUUGGUCUUUUGGGUAAUUAUUUGAGAUCUCGAAUAACAUCAGUUUACAGAGGAGAAAGUUUAACGCUGCUACAGAAAGGAGGAAGAAACCAAGAAGAGAGAGAGACAAAAAAGUUUCAAAGUGUACCGUCCUGGGAGGGGGAAGGAAGGAUGAGCAAAACACACUUUUGUCUGAUUGUGAUAUUAGCGAACACCAGGAAUGUUUUGAUUGGUUAUGGAAAAGUCAAUAUUAAUCAUAAAAUAAACCCAUUUGGAGAGUAACAUUUGACCAAAAGACAAAUACAAUAUAAAGGAGUAAUCUCCCAACAAUUUGAAGAAAAUGGGAGUACGAGACAUCUCUAUCAGACUCCAGGAAUUUAGCAAAAACCAGGCCAAUGCAGUGAAAAGAAGCAUUACCACAUGAGGACUGUUACUUAGACUGAACAUUUUAGACAAUAUAUUACUAAAAUAAUCAUUUUUCCACAACAGUAGACACACAUUUUUGCAGCAAAUUCCUGAAAAUGCUGCAGUGCUUUUGUUGUACAGAGGAAUUUGGAUAAGAAUAAUACAUUGGAAGAUCUUUGAAGGGAGAAGUCCGGCCACCCGGGCCUUGGACCAAUUUAGCUGAACAGCCCUAGGUCUAUGGGAACAGAACGUGUACAGAAGGUGCAGACUCUGCAUGGCAUUAGGAUGUAACGUCAGGACGGUAAACCCUGCAUUACCUUUCACUUUCUGACUAAUGGGAUUGCACACUGAUGUCGCACACGCAGUCAAGCCUAAGCCGAAAGCUCAGGUCUUAGACCGUAAGAGGAAAAAGGUAUGGCCUACGGUUAUGGUGACAACCAGCACAUGAUGUGUUGUUUUAAUAGUGGUGCCCUCCACGUUAUUGAUGUGUUUUGUUUGUAAAUAUGUUAUGAUUGAAACAAUGCAUUUUUAAAAGUAGUUCAAACGUAUGUCUGGGAUUUAUGCGUUCAUAUGUGCUGUUCCUGAGAGCGAGAGGGGAUGAUCAGCGAGGUGAACGUGUAUUCUAAAGCUGUAAAUGACUCUCACAUGCUCCAGGCUAGUGCACUUUUUUCAAACCUGGUGUUUUCUUUUUUUUUUUGUUGAUCUAACUUGCCUUGAAGAAGUAAACUGCACAGUGCAGUCAGAGUGUCGACAUUUAAGGGUAAACGUUAAUCUGGGACACCCAUCGACUAGAGGGAAUGAUUAGUGUGAGCUGCAUGAGGACGGCUGGGCCCCUCUCAUCAGCCAGACUUUAAUUUAGACCAAUUUGUUUUUAAUUACAUAUCUACAUUGUGUUUGUUUAUGAGGUGUACAAUUGAUUCGGUCAAGAUCAUUGGAUGCAAAGCGAUAUAAAUUUUAAUG
Molecule: messenger RNA, 3677 nt
Organism: Nerophis lumbriciformis (worm pipefish)
Lineage: Eukaryota; Metazoa; Chordata; Actinopteri; Syngnathiformes; Syngnathidae
Product: excitatory amino acid transporter 2-like
Biological process (GO): L-aspartate transmembrane transport; L-glutamate import across plasma membrane
Cellular component (GO): plasma membrane
Molecular function (GO): neutral L-amino acid transmembrane transporter activity; L-glutamate transmembrane transporter activity; glutamate:sodium symporter activity
Source: RefSeq, a predicted model, not a curated record